This is a messenger RNA of Trichoderma virens Gv29-8, 1155 nucleotides long. RefSeq lists its product as uncharacterized. The annotation marks the transcript as partial. The transcript is spliced from 5 exons. The record is from RefSeq and is a predicted model, not a curated record. Gene Ontology annotation, molecular function: O-methyltransferase activity. NCBI's taxonomy places the organism in Eukaryota, Fungi, Ascomycota, Sordariomycetes, Hypocreales, Hypocreaceae.
ACAAUGUCAAGCCUUGCUGCACAGAUUGAAGUCGUCGCCAAUUCUCCGCCUGUCGAUGCUGGGGAACGGCGUGCCCUCUAUGAUGCUGCUAAGAAGUUACUAAAUAUUGUUGAGGAUCCUUUUGAUACCAUCUACCGGGUGAACAAUUCGCCCAUGAUACUCACUUUCUCCCACAUAGCUUGUGAGCUUGGAAUUUUCAAAAUACUUGCCAAUUCUAAGGGCCCAGUCACGGUCGCCGCACUUGCUCAAUCUUCGAAAGCUGAUUCAUUGCUACUUAGUCGAGUUCUUCGCUUCUUGGCCUCCCAUGAUCUUAUUAUGGAGACUGAAGAAAACACCUUUACUGCUAAUACAAUCACUCACACCCUGGCUCGCCCAGGCUUUGAGGCUGGAAUCGCACACUCCUUCAUGGCCAUCAUGCCAUGUCUUUUGGCUGCGCCUCAGUUUCUAGCUGAUACGAAAUAUAUUAACCCAGAUGACUUGGUGAAUAGUCCUUUCCAAUCUGCCCACAAAACCAAAGAGCCAGCAUUUGCAUGGGCCAUGAGGCAGCCAAGAAUUAUGGAUGACUUUAAUUUGUGGAUGUCUGAGCUUCAUGACGGCAGCAAAACUUGGCUAGAUGUGUUCGAUUUUGUGAAACAUGCUCCAAACACUUCUAAGGAUACCAUUCUCUUUGUCGACAUUGGUGGUGGCAUUGGCCAGCAGUGCGCCGUCUUCAAGAACGUACACGCUAAAUUACCGGGCCGUGUUGUGUUGCAAGACCAACCUUUCGUCAUCCCACAAGCUAUUCCAGUCGAAGGGGUGGAGAAACAAAGUUAUGAUAUAUGGACUGAGCAGCCACUUCAAGGUGCCAAGGUAUAUUACCUGCGGAAUAUUCUACAUGAUUAUCCAGAUGAAAAAUGCAUCACUAUUAUCCAAAAUACUCUCCCUGCGAUGUCUGCAGAAUCGGUACUUAUUAUUGAUGAGAUUAUUAUUCCUGAUAAGGGCGCACAUUCGCGUUCGACAGAAAUCGACAUGACUAUGAUGGUUAGCUUUGCUUCAACUGAGAGAACUGAAAAGCAGUGGAAUAGUUUGCUUGACAAGGCUGGGUUGAAAAUCUUGAGCAAGAGCAUUUACAAUAGUGCUACAGGGCAGAGUGCGAUUGUAACAGUGCCGAAAUAA